UUACAGAUGAACCAGAAAUUAAUGAUGUUUUUGAGAAAGUAAAUAAGAGGAUUAAAACACAAGAAAUUGAAAAUAAUAAAAUUUUUUCUAAACUUUCUGAUAACGAGAAAGAAAUUGUGGUAAAUACCAGAAAUGAACUAGAGAAAAUAUCUUUUCUCCAGAUUCGAGCUUUACAUGUUGCCUUGAUACUUUGCAAAAAUAUUUUCCUAACAGUGAAUAUCGAGAUUAUCACAUCUACUGGUAAGGCUGCGCUUGAAUUAAAAUCGUCUGGUAAAACCUGCCGGACGAUUCAUUCGGUAUUUAAGUUUGGUAAGAAUAUAUCGCCUAACAAGAUAAAAUGGAAACUAAGAGAUAAAGGCUACUGUGAUUGGCUGAGAAAAGUGCGAGCAAUAAUCAUAGAUAAAUGUUCAAUGAUUAAUGAUGACCUUCUCGAUUAUAUCGUCCACCUAUUUACAAGAA
Molecule: messenger RNA, 459 nt
Organism: Racocetra persica
Lineage: Eukaryota; Fungi; Glomeromycota; Glomeromycetes; Diversisporales; Gigasporaceae
Source: the annotation of a GenBank genome assembly